AUGAGUCUCGAUGAAGAUGUUUCGUAUGGCACUCAAGACAACCUUUGCCAGGUGUCGUCGCUACGACCAGUAUCUUACCUCUCCCGAGAACAAUCGUUGACCUUCGAUUACGCAGACAAACGUCACAAACGCCGGCGAUCAGAGGAACUAAUUGAUUUGAACCUGGUUAUGUCUAACACAGAGGAUUCAACUACUGUCCAUCGUUCUGCGAAGAAGCUAUGCGAUCGGACAGAACAAAUCGCGAAGGACAUUAGUCGUCAACUGCAGCAAGGGAUGGAACUAGACGGUGAAGUUAUGGAGUUCCUUGCGGAAUUUAUCUUCGAAGUAUUUGGGAACCUUACUUCAGAGGGAGUCAAGUCUCAUUUACUUGAGACACCGUGGCCUGGAAAUAACAACCCCCAACACCAGAGCCUUGCAACGUUCACAGCUUACCAGCGAAGCCUUUUCCUCAUCUAUUGCAAUGAAGACCGGCACUGGAACUUGGGGGUAUCAGAGAUCCACGAGAACAGGAUUUAUUUCAGCUUCUACGGUGUAACGGCCCAACAGGCAAAAGAGCAUUUCGUACGAUGCAUAGAUACAGGAGAUUCUGGUUACGAGGCAGAAUACCAGUCACAGAAGGGCUUUCUGUAUCCGCUUGACACUUGUAGCUCUGGCAUUUAUGCGCUGAUGUACCUCAAACGCAUUAUUACAGGCGAAAUCGCAUCUCAGCUCAUAGAUCCAACAGCGGCCAGAGAGGAAUUCAUGGACAUGAUGGUUGAUGUGCCUAUCAACUCUUACAAAUCGCUAUCGAGCAAUAAUGCAUCGAUUUUGCGCAGAAUAAAGGCAGACCAAUGUGGGUUGGAUGAUGAUUUUAGCGAGCUUGACGUGAUAAUACCAUCAACACAACAGGAAGAUGAUGGUGCUUCACGCAGUUUUCUGGACUUUGUCAAGGCGGCAAAAGCGCGAGGGACGAAGGAACAACUGAAGAAUGAGCUAGACCUUGAGGAGGAGAGGCUAUCAAUGGUUUUGGAAACGCUCCAGACAGCAAGAAUUGAGGAGGUUAAAGCAGAGGGAAAAGCAGAGGGAAUAAUGCAUAUGCGCGACAUGUACGUGCGUAAGCUACAGUCUCAUCGAUCCAGCUCUUCUCAAACAUUGUUUCCUGCGGGACAACAACCGCCGACCGAUCGUGCACAAACAGUCUUGGCUCAUUUGAGAGAGGUUUUGGCCGACGAAGUGAGAGACAAAGUCAUGGAGUAUGUAUCACAAGCUAGCCUGGAGGCACAAAGUAGUACAACGAGUGACCGUGCAAAGUGUCGGCGAAGGAUCCGAGCACUAUCGCAGAAAAUGGAGGAGAUUAGGAAGAGGGUGGAGACGUUACGAGUGGGUGUUCAGACCGUAGAAGCUCAUGAUGAGUUCGAAAGCAAGUCUCUUGGGAGCAAAUUGACGUCGUUUUCUAAAGAGAGAUGGUCGAAUGCCUACAACAAUAGCCCUUAUUAG
This is a messenger RNA of Fusarium coffeatum, 1476 nucleotides long. RefSeq lists its product as uncharacterized. The record is from RefSeq and is a predicted model, not a curated record. The transcript is spliced from 2 exons. NCBI's taxonomy places the organism in Eukaryota, Fungi, Ascomycota, Sordariomycetes, Hypocreales, Nectriaceae. Bases 1 to 1476 code for a protein of 491 amino acids.